Molecule: messenger RNA, 915 nt
Organism: Fusarium musae
Lineage: Eukaryota; Fungi; Ascomycota; Sordariomycetes; Hypocreales; Nectriaceae
Exons: 4
Coding region: 1-915 (304 amino acids)
Cellular component (GO): plasma membrane
Molecular function (GO): acetate transmembrane transporter activity
Source: RefSeq, a predicted model, not a curated record
AUGACGAAGCCCUCGAUUAACAGUAGUGAUCCCGAAGUGGGCCACCAUGAAGCUCUUGAAGCUAUCCGAUCAGCACCCAGUAUCUCCAUGAGCCCCGAGCUCUUUGAGAAGCUCUAUCUUACGCCCCCGAAUGCUGUCAAGGGAGAUCUGAGGAAAACGUUUGGUAACCCGACGCCGCUGUUAGUUGCAUUUUUCGAUGACUGCUCGACGAGCACAGCUGAUGAAGAUUAUAGAGCGCUCGCGGGAUUCUUGCUGGCUUUGAUGCCUCUGUCCUGUGACUUGAUGGGUUGGCGUGGUGCUAGCCACUUUGGCGCAGCUUCCAUCCCUGUCUACUUCUUUGAGGGCGGUGUCCUCAUGGUCAUCAGCGGGAUCAUGGAGUGGAUUCUUGGCAACAGCUUUCCUUCUUGUGUCUUUACAAGCUUUGGCUUUUUCUAUCUCUCAUUCGGUGGAAUCCUUCAUCCAUCCUUCGCUGCAUAUUCUUCAUAUGCACCUGCUGACGCAAAAUCACCUGAUGAGGGAAUGGCUACCAAGGGCUUUAAUGCCAGCUUAGGCACUGACACCAUUGUGGAAGGCUUCUUCCUACUGGCUAUGACAAUACUGUCGAUCGUAUAUCUCAUCUGCGCCUUGCGUACGAAUGUCGUCUUCGUUGUAAUCUUUGCUACUCUUGUGCCAGCUCUCCUGUGCCUCCUUGGAGCAUUCUGGGCUUGGGCGGAUGACUAUACUGGGAACACAUUGCUGGCUCAACGGCUAUGCGUGGGUGCCGGCGCACUACUCUUUGUGACAUCGUUUGCCGGAUGGUAUAUCCUGCUCGCUAUCUUACUUGCCAUUGUCGACUUCCCGAUUCAGAUUCCGGUCGGUGAUCUAUCUUCUGUCAUCAAAGGGAAGAGUGAGAGGGAAAUGCGUUUGGGAAAAUAA